Molecule: messenger RNA, 3195 nt
Organism: Rodentolepis nana
Lineage: Eukaryota; Metazoa; Platyhelminthes; Cestoda; Cyclophyllidea; Hymenolepididae
Source: the annotation of a GenBank genome assembly
AUGGCUGAAAUUGGUAUUGAAGCAGAAUUUGCUAUAGAGGAGCCAAGUCUGCGUUAUCACCGUUUAGAGAAUGAUUGUCCAAGUUGCUAUGAAACCAACGAGAUAAAUCGCUUCGCUGCCCAUUACAAAUUCAUUGUUUUGGGACACAGGAAUGGAGCGGUGAAUAUUUUUGAUCAUCUUGGUCACCGUGUGCAAAAUGGAUCCUACAGAAAGCACUUUCGUCCGGUCAACGAACUUAGCAUUUCCGAGGAUGGUAACUUCGUGGCUAGUUGUGCUGAUGAUGGUUUCGUAUAUAUCUACAAUCUUAUGGAACCUGAAGAAAGCGAGCUUAUUAAUUUAAGUAAGCCUGUAAAAUCCAUCGCUAUUUCUCCAAAAUAUUCAAUGACCAAGAAAAUUAUAAUAGCCGAUAAAAAUAUUUCCCUCUAUUCUCGGGGGAUAUUCGGGCGGCGAAAGCCAGAACAAUUGUAUGCCCCUCCUGGAGGGGUGGAAGUCAUGUCCUGGAGAGGCGAUUUUCUCAUUUGGGCUGACGAAUAUGCCGUGCGGGUUUAUAACGUGCGCAGAAAACAGCUCAUAAAUUUCAUUCCUAAGGUGAAAACUAGUUACAGUGCCUUAGAGUGUCGCCCAAGUUAUUAUCUAUCCUGGCAUUCAGACACCUGUUUUCUGAUUGGCUGGGAGAAGACCGUUCAGGUUUGUCACAUAGUCACGCCUUCCUCAAACGAUCAAUCUACCUCAAGAGACAUUCUCUGGACUUCCACAACAUCUAAUGAUGACACCGAAUCAGUCGCGUCAAAUUCUACCCUCAACUCCACUUCUAUAAUUAGCAGCGUUCUAGGCUUCAGAGAGUUUGUCCAACUGACUGUCCAAUUCUCCCUACAACGAGGAGAUGAUGAUGAAGGAAGUGGGGAAAUCAUAUAUGGAAUCGCAUCACAUCAGGGUCGUAUUCUUGCUCUUCUAUACUCACCAAAAUCUUUUGAAAGUCUUCUUGACGUUCAAGAAAUGACUCAUGAUACAGAGGAGCUUUUGAACGUGGGAAAAUCACCACAGCUUGUGGUUCUUGAUAUUGGAGAAGCAUUGACAGCUGCUCCUUGCCCGAUAAUGAAUGAUCUGGACUCGAUGCUUGAUGUCAGUGAGGAGGAUUCUUUUGAGGAGAUAAGUCGAGAGGAUGUUGAAGUGAAAAUACCGCCUGGAUCGCACGGAUUAGGUCUGGCGACCAUUUCUGGUGACGACACCCAUUUUGUCUACUCUCCCACGGAUCUGAUAUGUGCUCAAUCUCUGUCAUCCGAUGAUCGAAUCGACUGGUUUCUAGACCAGGGUAUUCCACGACGUGCUCUGCAAAUCGCCAGGGAACAUCAAAACGAUUUGGUCAAACAUUCUCCCAAGAAACUUGGAAUGGAUUGUCUCAACAAGUUGCUAGAAGAAAAGAAUUAUGCACUUGCAGCUGGUAUCUGCAAUCUGAUUCUUACCGACAAGGAGUCUUGGGAGGAGCAAAUUUAUCGAUUUCUUCAUCUUGGUCAGGUUCACGUUCUGGUGCCUUUCCUGCCAUCAAACAAGGGUCUAAUCAAUCCUUCUACUUACUUGGUCAUCUUAAUUGAUCUUCUUAACAAGUCUCCUAGAAUGUUUCUUCAAAAGCUCAACGACUGGCCACCUAGUCUCGGACUUUAUCCCAUCGAUCCACUGAUUGCUGCUGUGCAGGAAAAAACUGCUCCCUUUUCAAAACAAGACAUUUUCGCAAUUGCCAAACAAGAUCAAGAUGUGCAUGCCCUAUUCCGUUCGUUGAUCCUACUGUACGAGAACUCAGAUGUACCAGAAAAGGGUUUGGAAUUUUCCAUCAAACUUAGGGACUUGGGAGUUUUCGAUCUUCUCAGACGUCAUCUCCUGCCCCAAGAUCAGACAAAUGGUCGAUUCAGCACUGUCGUGCGUCGACAAAUCAUCCCCCUGUUUCAAAUUGACACUCCUCGUGCCACCUCCCUAAUGAUUGAUUGUAUUCAUGAGCUACCCGUGGAAUUUGUAGUUCAGGAGUUGGAAUCUCAACCACAGAUACUUUUCAAGUAUCUUGAUGCUCUCCAUAUGCGUAAUCCCCGACCCGCUUUGCCGUACAUUCAUCGAUUAGUUAAACUAUACGCCUCCUAUGGUCGUGAACAGCUUUUGCCAUUCCUUCGUUCGACGCACCAUUAUCCCCUUAAUGAGGCUCUCGAGCUAUGUAAAUCGUUGAAUUAUAUUCCGGAGACGGUAUAUCUGCUUACUCGGGUUGGGCGGCGGAAGGAUGCUUUGAAGCUUCUCAUGGAAAAGGGUGCCGACGAUGACUUCUUACUGGGCAAUCGUCAACUUACUCCUGAACAACGUCAAGCCGAAGUAGCCGUGCAGGCCAUCGCUUAUUGUCUAGAAGAGGACACUUCUCACAACUCUGAAGCAGUUGCCUAUUUCAAUUCCUACGACUAUCCCCGCCGUCUCCACUCAAUUCGUCACCAUCAAAAAGUAUCCCUUGGGUCUGAAACCAGUUCUUUGGACAGUGAUGAGAACUCAGAUGCUGAGAGCCAGUACAAUAAAGGUAAAGACGAGGACGAGGAUGUGGGAGGUCUACAACCUCAUUCAUUUCCGAUUUCUCGCGAAACAGGGGAACUUUGGAGGCAGGUUGUCCUUUUCGCGGUAGACAAACCUGGCUUUAUUUGUGCUCUGUUGAAACACGCGAGCACGGAAAAGAUCGAUCCGGCACUUUUGUUAAGAAAAAUUACUCCCAAUAUGCAGAUUCCGAAUUUGAAGGAAUCGCUAACGAAUUUGCUUAGAAACACCCAGAUGCAAAUCGAGCUACGUAAGAACUGUGAGGCCAUUCUGCUUAAAGAUCUCCAAGAGGUUUCAGUCCGUCUCGUACAGAUUCAAAACCGCGGCAUCUUUGUGGAUGCAGGUCAAAGACAGGCAGGUAAACACGUUUCAUUCAUUGGCUCAUCCAUUGGUGAUCACGGAGUGUGCAAGGUAUGUCGACAAAGUCUUCUCAGCACCGUACAGUCUUUCGGUCCUUCUACGAGCACUACCGCGUCUGAGUUGAAGGGUGUCGGCCAGCUUCAGCAACCCCCUCUUGUGGUGUUUCGUUGUUCUCAUGUCUUUCAUCGAUCGUGCAUAUUCAAGAGGUCACCCGGACGAAUUGCGUUGUCUUGUCCGGUUUGCAUCCAACAGCAUGUGCCACCUGCAGCGUCUUAA